CGUCCUCCAAUCGCCUCCGACCUCCGACCAAGAGGACCCCGAUGCCUCUGUCCUCCUCAGUCGUACUCAGCGCCUCGCGACGGUCGGACGUGCGCUCGAUCUGCGCAUACAACUCGCGAGCUUUCGAAUUUUUACCUGUGGAUUGUUAGUGACAUGUGCUGUUGAAUUAGUAUUUGAGUGGCACACUGGAUUGGCGCCGAUCACCUGCUCGUCUUGCGAAGUUUCCAGCCAGUAUUCAAGUUACGCAGCGGAGCAAAUUAAACAAGAGGUUCCUUUAUCAAGAACAUGGAUGUUCCCUUCACGCGUGCCUGGAAAUAUCAGAGAUGAAUCAAAGAACUAGAAAGAAAACUGUCAACUUCUGGCGCGAUCUGGCGAAUUUAUAGCCUACCCGCUCACGAGUCCGUGUAAUGUGAAGAGGACAGCGGAAGGGAUUAUACUGUCAUAUCGAGAAAGCAUAUCUCAGCAAAGUUGUGAAAGAAAAUCUAAAACAUAUCUAUAUAAAUACUAGUCACCGUUUGUGAUUGUAGUUUAAAACGCUAUUGCUCAAAAAUCUAUUAAAAUAACUCCUGUAGAUAUAGAAGUAAUAUUAGAAAAAAAUAGAUGCAUAUCGACGUAUAACUUUAGUAAUACAAAAUUUGUUAGAUACAUAUCAAAUAUCUAUAAAGAUGAAGUACUAUAGCAUGUUUUUCCUGCGGAGGCGGACGUUAAUAUUGAAAGCGGUGUUGAUACUGACAGCUCUGUGGUUCAUGGUCGCUUUGCUGACGACAAAUGGCGGAUCUAGGAAUUCAAUUGUCGCACCGCCGAUAGAAUACGAAGACGCCGAAGCGAAACCACUAAAGAUGGCGAAACCAACGUCUGGAAAGAAGAAAAGCGAAUCCUAUGGAAAUAAUUUGUCAGAUGUGCGGACGCGGAUCGAUUGGCUUGGUCGGAUCGCUGGCGUCCCUGAAGGUUUAGGAGUGAUUGCAGCUCCGGGUUCGGACAAUGCGCCAGGUGAACUUGGCCAGCCAGUUGUAUUGCCUAAGAAUAUGAGCGAAGAAGCCAAAUUAGCUGUAUCAGAAGGAUGGAAGAAGAAUGCCUUCAAUCAAUAUGUUAGCGAUCUCAUAUCAAUAAGAAGGAAAUUACCUGAUCCUAGAGAUGAAUGGUGUAAAAAACCCGGCCGCUAUUUAGAAGAUUUGCCACAAACUUCGGUGGUCAUAUGUUUCCACAAUGAGGCGUGGUCGGUGCUUCUUCGAACAGUACAUUCAGUGAUAGAUAGAUCACCUCCUCAUUUAAUAAAGGAGAUUGUGCUCGUCGAUGAUUUCUCAGAUAUGCCACAUUUGAUGCAACAGUUGGACGACUACAUGUCUUCGCUGCCUAAAGUUAGGAUAGUUCGAGCGACGCGGCGCGAGGGACUCAUCAGAGCGAGACUGCUCGGUGCUCGAUAUGUCACCGCUCCCGUCCUUACUUACCUGGACAGCCACUGCGAGUGUACAGAAGGAUGGUUGGAACCAUUACUAGAUAGGAUCGCAAGAAACAAAACGACAGUAGUCUGUCCCGUUAUCGAUGUCAUUGAUGAUAACACUUUGGAGUAUCACUACAGGGAUUCAUCUUCAGUCAAUGUUGGCGGUUUCGACUGGAAUCUCCAGUUCAAUUGGCAUCCCGUGCCGGCAAGGGAAAGAGCACGCCACCAACAUACUGCAGAGCCAGUGUAUUCGCCUACCAUGGCUGGUGGACUUUUUGCUAUCGAUAAAGAAUUUUUCGAAAGACUUGGAACUUACGACAGCGGCUUCGAUAUCUGGGGCGGAGAGAAUUUGGAACUGUCAUUCAAAACUUGGAUGUGCGGUGGAACGUUAGAAAUCGUUCCGUGUUCUCACGUCGGUCACAUAUUUAGGAAACGGUCACCGUACAAAUGGCGAACUGGUGUCAAUGUACUGAAGAAGAAUUCAGUUCGUUUAGCAGAGGUGUGGUUGGAUGACUACGCUAAAUACUAUUACCAAAGAGUUGGUAAUGAUAAAGGUGAUUAUGGAGAUAUUACAAGCAGAAAGCAACUUAGAGACAAUCUCGGUUGCAAAUCCUUUGAAUGGUACUUAAAGAACAUUUACCCUGAACUAUUUAUUCCUGGAGAAUCCGUCGCACACGGCGAGAUCAGAAAUGUCGCCUUCCAAAAGACUUGUUUGGAUUCUCCAACGCGCAAGUCCGACCACCAUAAGCCCGUCGGACUAUACCCGUGUCACCGGCAGGGAGGAAAUCAGUACUGGAUGUAUUCCAAAAACGGUGAGAUCCGUCGUGAUGAGACUUGCCUCGAUUACUCGGGUCACGAUGUCGUUCUGUACCCUUGCCACGGCGCCAAGGGUAACCAACUUUGGCUGUAUGAUCCGAGCACGAAGUUAUUAAAGCACGGUUCAAGUGAGAAAUGCAUGACGAUAUCGCGCAACAAAGACAAGAUUGUCAUGGAGCCGUGUAGUGACGCGGAACCAAGACAGAUGUGGGUAAUGGAGAACUUCAACGCAGAUCGACUAAGUCCAGAACUGACAGCCGAUUAGCUGUCAUCUUAUGACGUGCUUUUCAUAUAAAUGACUGAGAAAUUGUUUAGACUUUUGUGCUCAGAAUUCACUUGUUGUUGAAUGCAUUGUACUUUAUGUAAGUGAUUUCAUUUGAUUUGGAGGUUAACUACCAUAUUUUAAAGUGUGUUAUAAUUUGUAUUUUA
Messenger RNA from Papilio machaon (common yellow swallowtail), 2686 nucleotides. RefSeq names its product putative polypeptide N-acetylgalactosaminyltransferase 9 (gene Pgant9). NCBI's taxonomy places the organism in Eukaryota, Metazoa, Arthropoda, Insecta, Lepidoptera, Papilionidae. The transcript is spliced from 12 exons. Gene Ontology annotation, cellular component: Golgi apparatus. The record is from RefSeq and is a predicted model, not a curated record. Bases 666 to 2522 code for a protein of 618 amino acids.